AUGAGUAUGCAACUUGAAAGUGACAGUAUCGACGGCGAGUCGGCGCGAAUUUCAGACUCGGACUCAGAGGACGACGAGGUCCAUCAGGAUGUCAAUGGAUUAGUCGUACAUGACCUCGCAGAAGCGCCUAACACCUAUAUAGGCUACCUUCCAUCAUUUCGUGCACACCUGCGAGACACCAGAGCACACCUCACUGGGUCUAUCUCCGUUUACGACACUCCCCAUCCUAUCCCUUCAACCAAGUCUACGCUACCUCCACAUACUGAUCAAGAUAACGUUUCUACUUGUCCUGAGCCAGUCGCAGACUCGGAGAACCCUGAACUACCACCACGCAAAUCAAAUCCAACUAUCUGGUGUUCCUCACUCGCUUCUUGGUCCCAAUUAGAGGUAGAUGCAUUUUUCCACGCGUUGUCGAUCUACUCUCGCUGGCGGCCGGACUUGAUCGCGGAAGCCGUGAAGACCAAAUCCGAGGUCGAUAUCGUGGAGUUUCUGAUUACUCUGGAUUCCUGCGCGCAUUCCGGCACCACCGAGACCGGUGACAUCGUGUCAACUUCUCCUGCUGCGAUAGAAGUAUCAGAUAAGUGGGUAGUCGCGGAAGAGGCUAUGGCUGCCGCUCUGAUUGCCGAAGAGGAUCGCGGCGAACUGCAGGCGCUGGAGGCACUAAGGAGAAAGAGGGUGAGGGAUGCAAAGGCGGAUAUGAUCCCGAGAGGAAAACGGAGGUGUAUCACGCUCAAGGUCGGCGCAGAUGAGCCCAUAGCAUGCGAAGAUUCAGUGAGGGACGAUCUCGAGGACGAGCCGAUGAGCGUCGAGGUCGCCAAGGGAAAGGCUCGCUUCGAAAAAUGGCACGCGCGUAAGGUCGUUGAUUGGGAGCGAGACGAUCUGUUCAAGGAGCUCGAGGACGGGCAUUUGCAAGUUUUGGAUACGAUGCUGCGCGAGGAUGAGGAGGCACAGAAGGGGAAGGGCCUAAGCCACGGAGGCAGUGCUGAUGUGAUCUCGCAGGACUUGGAUAACGGAAUAGACAUGAACAUGCUCUCUCCCACAUCUCGCCGACGUCAGACAAAACGACUUUACAUGCGGCGAAAGCGUGCACAGCUUCGAGGCGAGGAUGUGGUACCAGUAACCCUCGCACGGCUUAAGCCUGGGAGGAAGGAAAAAGAAAAGGCAGUUACAGUAGUGGAAGAAACCGAGAAAGGGGGAGUCUUGCUAUCUGAAAAAGAAAUUGUGGAUAAGGUGACAACGUCUCCAGAUCUUACUGAACCUCAUUCCGAAGCCGAUGACGAUGACGUCGGGGACGCGGGUAAGACGAUCACCAAAAAGCGUGUUAAAGUGCGUGGAAAAACUCGUUACCAGAAAAUCAGGUCCGAUUUCGAAAAUGCUGGGAUCAAUGCAUCCUACCUCGGUAAACACGGUAUGGAUCUCUUCCAUCUCGGGCGUUUCGGAAAGCUCAUAGGGAUAUACAAAUCGCUUGGGCCAUGUCCAGAGGAUGAUGUUGGCACCACCUUCAUUUCCCCAGAUUUAAUACAGUACCUUCAAGCAUCGGUAGUUGCGUUCACGACGAAUGUCAUACACCGUGCGAUCAUGUGGAAGGAACAGGUUAAUGAACUCAAGGGCCAGAAAAAGGUUUGGAGGGUGCUGCACCAGAUAAGACAACCAGUUGUCGAACAUGCAUUAAAGACGAUUGGUGUGAGGACCUUGAGUCAACAGGAGCACUUCUCAAAGCUGCUUGAUCAGUAUGAUUUAUCCCCAGACAAACAAAAGCGCAAGAAAAAGCCUAGUCCCCCUGCAGGUGUGGAGGACGAGCGAGCGAGCGCUACCGGACAUUCUCCCGACGCGGAAAGCUAUGACAUUGCACUCUCGCCUCAUCGUACAAUAUAUACGCCCGCAUUUCUCGCUCCCGCCUCGUUUAAUAUCGGUGUUGUGGACACUUUCUUCACAGGUUACGAUGAACAGCUUCCAUCUAAAGGCUUGAUCAAUGAGGAUUCUCGCGAUGCGGAGUCUAUACUCUCGGAUGAGACAGACGAGGAGGCUCUAGAAAAUGAGUUGAUGGUGGACGAGAUGUUAAAUCAGGCUGAUGUGGAAACCGGUAAGAAAGUUGAGGAGCAGCUAUGGGCUGAAGUAGAGAGGGAGAUGAUGGAAGCGUCGAAGCAGUAA
Molecule: messenger RNA, 2151 nt
Organism: Suillus bovinus
Lineage: Eukaryota; Fungi; Basidiomycota; Agaricomycetes; Boletales; Suillaceae
Exons: 3
Coding region: 1-2151 (716 amino acids)
Biological process (GO): transcription initiation at RNA polymerase I promoter; nucleolar large rRNA transcription by RNA polymerase I
Cellular component (GO): RNA polymerase I upstream activating factor complex
Molecular function (GO): rDNA binding; RNA polymerase I general transcription initiation factor activity
Source: RefSeq, a predicted model, not a curated record